Molecule: messenger RNA, 354 nt
Organism: Coprinopsis cinerea okayama7#130
Lineage: Eukaryota; Fungi; Basidiomycota; Agaricomycetes; Agaricales; Psathyrellaceae
Exons: 2
Coding region: 1-354 (117 amino acids)
Source: RefSeq, a predicted model, not a curated record
AUGUACUUCCCAACCAGAUUCACAACUCUGUGUGUUGUCCUCCUUGGAUCUCUCUACGUCUCUGCCCAAGCAGUUGACGCCGAAGAGGGCAUCUCAGCUCGAGAACUUGGUCUUGAUCAAGACCUAUAUGAAGCCCGCGCCUUCGAUGAAGACCUCUACGAGGCCCGCGCUUUCGACGAAGUAGAGGACCUCGCUCUCCGCGACGAUGUUUUGAGCGACUUCAGCACCCGCGAUCUCGUAGAAGAAAUUGUCACCAGGCAGAGGUUUCUGGGCCCGCGCCCGAUUCUUUACCCUACCCGUUAUAGAGCGCGACCUUAUGGCUACCGUCCUGCUAUCCCCAGGCGUCGCUUCUGA